Molecule: messenger RNA, 3385 nt
Organism: Oreochromis aureus
Lineage: Eukaryota; Metazoa; Chordata; Actinopteri; Cichliformes; Cichlidae
Product: protein mono-ADP-ribosyltransferase PARP11-like
Exons: 8
Coding region: 134-1153 (339 amino acids)
Molecular function (GO): NAD+ poly-ADP-ribosyltransferase activity
Source: RefSeq, a predicted model, not a curated record
UACGCUUUGACGUGGAGUGUAUGACGAACGGGGAAAUAAAAGUAAACAACGCCUAGGAUAACGAAAAUGGUUUUCGUCAGUCCCCCAAGCUUAGACGGAACCUGUGAUUUUUCUGAGGCUUUGUUGAUCAUGUAUGAAGGCUUUGUUUUCCGAUAAGGACAGAGGCAGGCUGAAAACUGAUUUAGCUAUGUUAGCCAUCAGAUCGUCAGAGGAGGAGUCCACUGAGAUUGAGGAGAUGGACACCUCAGAGCCCAACUGGUGCUGGUUCUACUUGGCUGAGUGUGGAGUGUGGCAUAUGUUUGAGAUUGAUCCCAGUGCAGCCUGCUCUGUGACCAGCGCUCAGAUUGAGCAGUGCUACAACAGGAACCAGCGUGGUGUGAUGGAGUUUUACACAGCCAAGUACACAUACAGACUGGACUUCUCAGUUAUGCGACAGAUAAAUGUAACAACAGGAAAGCAACGGCCGAUCAAACGCUCCCUCCACUCUGCAACUGGAUUUAGGUUUAUUUGUGAUAAUCUCGCUUUGCCUGUUCCCUGUCACUGGGAGAGAAUAAACACAGAUGAGCCCUAUCAGCUCAUCCAGCUUGGCAGAGACACAUAUGAAUUUAAAGAAGUAGCCAGACUGUAUGAAAGAACAAUGGAUCAUCCAAUUAAAUCCAUCCAGAGGAUCCAGAACCUGGAUUUAUGGGAGUUCUUCUGCAGAAAACACAGUUGCGAAAAGUCAAGCGAACACUGGAUAUUGAGGAGCGAAUGCUGUUUCAUGGCACGGGACACAGCAAUAUACAAGCUAUAUGUACAUUUAACUUUGACUGGCGGCUCACAGGAAGCCAUGGCGAUGUCUAUGGCAAAGGGAGCUACUUUGCCCGCGAUGCCAAAUACUCCAGUAAAUUCUGUCACACCACAGGGAAACACAACACCACCUUACAGAGACAUGGACUCGCACCACCGAUAUUUGCGAGUGAGCCGCCCUAUAAGACCAUGUUCCUGGCCAGAGUGCUUGUUGGAGAAUACACAGUUGGUCAUCCAAUGUACUGCAGACCACCCUCUAAGGAUGCCAGUUUCACCAACUUCUAUGACAGUUGUGUGGAUGAUAUGGCCACUCCAAAGAUCUAUGUCAUUUUUGACAGUAAUCAGAUUUAUCCAGAGUAUCUGAUUGAGUUCUACUGAUGCCUAAGAAAAUGAUACCAACUUUUUUUAAUAAAGGCUGGAAAAGCUAGGAUAUGAAAUUAGAUGACAGGAUAAUUCAUUUCCAUGGCUGAAUGGAGCAUAGGUCAUCUAAGUGCCUUUGAAGAAGUUUGGAAAGACAGUAAGGACUGUGUCAAAUUGUAUACUGUACAGCAUACAUAAUUAGACCCAGAAGUUAGAACGUUUCCAUAACUUAAAAAAUGCUAACCGAAGACGGUCUUUGUGCUGUUUUUAUCUUUAAUCCUGAGUCUAUGCUUGCUUACUGAAUAUGUGUGCACAUUUGCUUAGAUAAAAUAAGAGUGGUGCUUGCAGCCUGUAGAUCAUAGGCAAUAUCCGACCACCGGCUCCAUCACUCCCUCUACUUCCACAGUGCCAUACAUAUGCUUCUUUAUAAAUCCAAGAACAUGCUCUGCUCACUCAUUUUGCACCAUGUUCUGAAAAUCUGUGUCUAGUAGUACCAUGUAUUAUAUAAGCAUGGAUUUUUGUUCAUGUUUUUGUCAUAAAAACGCUCCUACCUCUGCAUUUUUUUUAUCUUGCACUUUUCCGCCCUUUCCAUGAAAGGGUUUGUAAUUGUGUCAUAUUGACAUAAACAUGUAAAAUGUGUGAUGUCGUCCCUGAGCAAUUCGUUUCUGUGCAUCUUUUCUGACCGCUGAGUUUCAUUGGGGUUUUCAACCAAGUUUGUCUGUCCAUCCGUUUUCUAAAUUAUUUUGGGUCUGUCACGUUCAUAACAGAGAAGCAAUCAAUCAUUCACACUCACAUCCACAUGUAUGGCCAAACUAGGAUCACAAAUUAGCCUAAGAUAUAAUACAUUGCCAAAAGUAUUCACCUAGCAGUGCAGAUAUUGAAUUAAGGCGUUCCAAUCACUUUCAUGGCCACAGGUGUGAAAAUCCAGCAACUAGGCGUGCAGGCUGCUUCUAUAAACAUUUGUGAAAGAAUGGGUCAAUCUCAGGAGAUCAGUGAAUUCCAGUGUGGUACUGUGAUAGGAUGCCACGUUUGCAACAUGUCCAGUCAUGAAACUUACUCAUUCCCAAAUAUUCCAUAGUCAACUGUUAUUGGUAACAAAAUGGCAGCAAUUGGUAACGACAGCAACUUAGCCACAAAGUCUUAGGCCACAUAAAAUCCCACAGCAGAUUUAGCCGAUGCUGAGGCGCAUAGUGCUUAGAGGUUGUCAACUUUCUGCAGAGUUGAUCACCACAGACCUCCAAACUUCAUGGCCUUCAGAUUGGCUCAGAAACUGAGCAUAGAGAGCUUCGUGGAAUGGAUUUCCAUGGCCGAGCUGCUGCAGCCAAACCUUACUUUACCAAGUGCAAUGCAAAGUGUUAGAUGAUGUGGUGUAAAGCACACCACCACUGGACUCCAGAGCAGUGGAGAUGAGUUCUCUGUUUUGACAAAGUUUGUAAAGUGUAAAGUUUUUUUGAGGAGGGAUGAGGCUGUGGGGUUGUUUUUCAGGAGUUGGUUCGGCCCCUUAGUUCCAGUGAAGGGAACUCUUAAUGCUUCAGCAUACCAAGACAUUUUGAACAAUGACAUGCUCCCAACUUUGUGUGAACAGUUAGGGGAUGGCCCCUUCCUGUUCCAUAAUGACUGUGCACAAAGCAAGGUCCAUAAAGACAUAGAUGAGAGAGUGUGGUGUAGAAGAAUGUGACUGGCCUGCACUGAGUCCUGACCUCAGCCUGAUAGAACACCUUUGGAAUGAAUUAGAGCAGAGACUGUGAGCCAGGCCUUCCCGCCACUUCCUUGCCACAAAGGCACAGGGACCCCCCAGGCAGGAUAAACCCUAUUGCUGUGAGGUGAUACCACUGCAUCACCGUGUUGCCUCCAAUGAAGUUAAUUUUUAAAAUUGUAACAAUUCAACAUUGAAUUUAAUUUCCAAGUCAUCUGGGUUUGAUGUUAAAACCUGAAUAAUGCAGGUUUAUUUUUGCACUUUGUGUAAUUUAAAAAAAAAAUGUGCUCAGCACACUUGUUGUACUGUAAUGUAAAAUUACUUUUCAGUGUGCAUUUGUUCAAUUAGUUGUAUGACCAUGUCUGUAUGUGUUUCGACCUGCACAAGGUGAUGCCACAAGGUGGUGCACUUGUGGUACUUUGAGUUUAUUUAUAUUAAAUGUAUGGGGGAAAAAACAUCUCACAGCUAUGAGUGUGUUAAGCUAUACUUGUCUGUAAUUUGCAUGUCACAAUUAAUAAACUUUUCAAUUUAAACAUAAAA